GUAUUUAUAACUGACGCAUCGCCAAUUCGCGGUUUGACUCUGUACUAUGGUUAAUUGGUGAUGGACCAACUGGAAAUGGAGUCGCCGGAUGUCCCCGAGUGUCCUGUGUGCUUGCAGACCUACGACGGCGAGUACACAAUUCCACGCGUACUCGCCUGUGGACACACAACCUGCGAGUCAUGCCUUAAAAGCCUCCCUCAAAAGUACCCUCAGACAAUUCGCUGCCCGGCGUGUACCCAACUCGUCAAGUUCCCAUCCCAGGGCCCCUCUUUUCUUCCCAAAAAUAUCGACCUCCUCAGGCUAAUCCCCACCACCUCUCAACUUCAAAAUCCCCCAAAACCCCAUAACAAGGCCCAGAAUGACCUCCAACACCACCAUCUUCAAGUUGACUCUGUGUCUCGUUUAUGGUCUGAUGAGUUUUAUGCUACGUGGAAGAAUUGGGUUCUGCCCAAUGAUGGUGUUCUGGUUGAGGAGAAAAGGAAUGGAUUCGGGUGUUUGAAGGAGGAUAAUAGAAAGGUAAGGUUUUUUAAGCUUGCUGGUGUUUCUUUACCUGUCAAUGGGAGUGGCUCCGUUUUUAAGUUGAGUUAUGAUGCUUGGAUUAUGAAUUGUUUGUACGGAAUGAGAGAGGAGGUGAGAGAGCAAUUGAGUUUGAUUUUGAAAAUCUGUUCCAAAAACUCUAGGAUUUGUAAAGUUUAUGGCUUGUGGGCUGAUUUGGAACAUGGUGUUUUAUAUUUAGUUUGUGAGAGACUAAGUGGUGUUUUAGAUCAAUUGCCUCAGUUUGAAAAUGGUUUAACGGAAAAUGGUUUGUCCAGUUUUGCAAUGAUGGGAAUGGAAAUGUGUGAGGCAGUGAUUGCUUCGCAUUUGGAAGGCUUAUGUAUGGGUUGCUUAAGUUUGUCUUGUUUUGAAUUGGAUGAUUUUGGACAUGUAAAUCUAAGUUUGAGUGAGGUUUUGGUGACAGGAAGGGCUGUUCAUGAGGUCAUCAUGGAAGCUGGUUCUGAUGGGAGAAGGAUUUGUGAUAAGGAAAUAGGAAAAUUGGUAAGUGAAUCUUAUAAAAGGGGAGCCUUUUUGAGUCCAGAGAUGUUGUUUGAGAUAUUGAAGAAAGAUGCCAUAGAGGUAGAGUGUGUUAACUUUAGAUAUCCAGUUGUGCAUAGCUCGGACGUUUGGUCAUUGACAUGUAUUUUGCUUAGAUUUCUAAUUGGGAAACAAUUCACUGAAGAGCUGGUUGAUUAUGUGGAUCAUUUCAUUUCAAAAUCAAGUGAGGAGAACAGUUUGGAUUGUUCAGUUCUUUAUAUGGGUUUGAUGGAGAAAGUAAGAGCUAUGAUAGGAGGUAAAGUAGGUGAGGAAUGUGAAUCAUUGCAGAAGAUUCUGUGCAGAUGUUUGAAUUUUGACCCAGGGAGUCGCCCACUUGUAAUUGAUCUGUGGAAAUGUGUUCGAGAGUUUGUUAUUAAACUUCAGUUUGAUACUAUGCUCAGAUUGGAUAGGACUGUUCAUGAGAAGAGUAAGGGACAUUGCUUGGCGCUUGGUGAAUUUUCUCUAGUGCCCAAGAAAAUAUUAGAAAUACAUAAUAAAGAUGAGGUGCUGAGAGCAGACAACAGCAGUACAGAAAACCCAGAUCAAGUUGAGGGGGUUAGGGUUGACAAAGAUUUUGUUGAUGGUAUUUUGGAGGGAAAAGUCAAAUUGAAAAAUAUGCAGGGCCAUCUUGAUUGUGUAACAGGAUUAGCCGUUGGAGGGGGAUUUUUGUUUAGCUCCUCAUUUGAUAAAUCAGUUCAAGUCUGGUCUUUGAAGGAUUUCUCUCAUUUACAUACAUUUAAAGGUCAUGAACAUAAAGUAAUGGCUGUUAUUUAUGUUGACGAAGAACAACCAUUAUGCAUAAGUGGUGAUAGUGGAGGUGGCAUAUUUCUCUGGAGCCUUACUAUCCCUCUGAGGCAAGAACCAUUGAAGAAAUGGUAUGAGCAAAAAGAUUGGCGAUAUAGUGGAAUUCAUGCCUUGGCUACAGCGGGGAAUGGAUAUCUAUACACUGGAAGUGGAGAUAGGUCAAUUAAAGCAUGGUCAUUGCAAGAUGGCAUUCUAUCAAGCGCUAUGGAUGGUCAUAAAUCAGUAGUUUCCACAUUGGCAGCAUGUGAUGGAAUUCUCUAUAGUGGGAGUUGGGAUGGGACCAUUCGACUGUGGAGUCUAAGUGAUCAUAGUCUUUUGACAGUGUUAGGCGAAGAUGUGCCAGGAACUGUGACCUCUGUCUUGUCUCUUUUUGUUUCCCAGAAUCAGCUUGUUGCUGCACAUGAAAAUGGACAUUUAAAGGUAUGGAGAAAUGAUAUGUUUUUGAAAUCCAUGCAACCCCACAAUGGUGCCAUUUUUGCUAUUGGUAUGGAGGGGAGAUAUCUGUUUUCUGGAGGUUGGGACAAAGCUGUCAAUAUACAGGAAUUAUCAGGAGAUGAAUUUCAAGUAGAUACCAGAUCCAUUGGAUCAGUCCCUGGUGGUUCUGUCAUAACAUCUUUGUUAUACUCGCAAGGAAAGCUUUUUGUCGGUUAUGGUGAUAGAACUAUUAAGGUAUAUUACUAUGGAGAGUGAUCAAAUCUGGCCAGGUAAACGAUUUUUUUUUUUUUUUGGAUUACAUUUAUGUUCAACUCAACUCUUACUUUGUAGGAUCAUAGCCUUAUUAAGUGUGCUGAUAAAACGUUAUUUUAUAACGAUAAAAUUAAAAGGAAUUUUAUAAAAAGAAUUUUUUAUUA
Messenger RNA from Hevea brasiliensis (rubber tree), 2726 nucleotides. RefSeq lists its product as uncharacterized. The transcript has 7 exons. The record is from RefSeq and is a predicted model, not a curated record. The coding region runs from base 61 to 2565 and encodes 834 amino acids. Lineage: Eukaryota; Viridiplantae; Streptophyta; Magnoliopsida; Malpighiales; Euphorbiaceae. Gene Ontology annotation, biological process: protein phosphorylation. Gene Ontology annotation, molecular function: protein kinase activity; ATP binding; protein binding.